AUCUCUCUCUGCUUCCCUUUCUCUCCCGCACACACACAUACACACACACACUCACGCCCGCGCCCACGCACGGUCUGUAUACGUCUCCACUUUGCAGUAGUAACUUACGGCAUUGAUCUCAACGGCGAGUGCGGAUCUGUCUCUUGUGUUCAACCCUUUCUUCUUCGACGGACCGACUUGGAGAAACGCUCGAGAGACAAGUCACUACAGUGCUCCUCUCCUGCGUGUGUCUGUGAGGACCCCUGGUCAUGUCCGUUUAGCUGCCCUGCGUGAUGCCUGAUCAUGACAGCACCGCCCUCCUAACAAGACAGACCAAGCGCCGACGUGUCGACAUUGGGGUGAAAAGGACUGUGGGUAGCGCGCUAUUCACCCGCGCCAGGGAGACACUGCUCAACAGCAUGAACCAAUCACACGGCCCCGAUCAGGAUGGAGACUGCUCGUUGGUCAGUCACGGCCACGGGGGUUCCAAUGGAGAUGGAGAGAAGUCCAAUGUUCUGAGGAAAUUGCUGAAGAGAGCCAACUCGUAUGAAGACGCCAUAAUGCCUUUUCCUGGCGCAACCAUUAUCUCUCAGCUACUGAAGAAUAACAUGGGGAAAAAUGGAGGGAGUGACUCAGGCUUCCAGGGCAGUGGUGCUCUAUCUAGUGGAGGCUCAGAGAUCCAGGCUGAGGACGCCUGCAGCAGCUCCUCCCGUGACCGGGACAGUCCGUCUGACUGCCUCUCCCCUGGGCCUCCUCUUCCCCCUACAUCAUCAUCCUCCUCCUUUGGGCGGCCACCACCCCCUUCGAAUCUCAACUCCCACGCUGCUACUCAGCCCCUCUCCCUCUCCACCUUCGACUUGGACAGGUUGUCAGAUGAGCACCUCCGUGCAAAGCGCGCCCGUGUGGAAAACAUCAUCCGUGGCAUGAGCCACUCACCUCUGGUCCGACCCAACACCGGCGACCACAACCAAGAAAGCAGCCGUGAGAACGAAAGCAGCGGCAGUGACCACCGAGGGGACGGCAACAGCCACAACAGCAGCAACCACAACCACAGCCGGAGCGACUGCCCAUCCUCCCUCCUGAGCUCCCCAGGUUCGCGGGGCGGCGUGGUCAGCGCUGGUGAGGUUUACCGUGAGAAUAAGAGAAAGCAGCGCCUGCCACAGCAGCAACACAGUUUCACCCAGCUGGUGUGUUCCAGGCAGGAGCAGAGACAGGAGGAGAGACGGCAGCUGAAACUGCAACUGGAAGACAUGCAGAAACAGCUUCGCCAACUCCAGGAGAAGUUCUACCAGAUCUACGACUCAGAGACAGAAGAAGAGGAGGAGAACGGUGAGAGCGGAGAAGCCGACCGAGGAGGAGAAAGAGAAGAGGACGGCAACCUGUCAGAGGACAGUAUACGCUCUGACGGCCUGGAGGAGAGGCACCGGGACAGAGGGCGGCACAGCCACGAUGACCUAUCAGAGCUAGAUCCAGGUCUGUUCCUGGACCGGGCCCGGGCCCUCCUCCGAGAGCAGGCCUUGAUGGAUGGAGAGAUGGAGGAGGACGUGGAGGGUAGAGAGGAGGAGGAGAGGAGCGGAGAAAGGGUGAUGAAGAGGAGAGGAGGAGCAGCAGGAGGAGGGGGAGGAGGAGGACGGCAGUUAGCAGAGACACUGAAGCAGGAGCUGAACUGUGCCGUGUCACAGGUUGUCGACACCGUCGUCAAGGGCUUCUCUUCGCCCAAGCAGGCCGCCAGUCACCAUCAUGGCUGCCACAGCAGCACACCAGCCGCCCCUUCUUCUUCUUCCAACUCGUCCUCUUCCUGUCCUCCACCCUUUGGCCCCCUCCCCUCCCUCACCCCGGACUCACGCUUUGGCGGUGGCGCCCUAGCCCUUAGCCUGAAUGGCGACGGCAGCCCGACCCCAAACUACCAUUCCUCCAACCAGAGGCUGCACUGCUUUGGCGAUGUCAUCGUCCCGAGCCCGAUGGAUUCAUUUGGUAGUUUGAGCGGCAGGCUUAGCGGCGUGCCAACACCUAAUGACCAAACGGAGGCAUUGCCCCUGGUGGUUCGCAAGAGCGGCGGGGGAGGCGGUGUAGAGCACACCAACCCAUCUCUGCCCCCUCCACCUCCUCCUCACCAUCCGUCCCUCCAUCCCUCCCCCCUAACUGCUACACUGGGGUUCAGCCCCCCAUCGUUUCGCCACCCAUUCCCUCUUCCCCUCAUGGGUUACCCCUUUCACAGCCCAUUGGGGUCGCAUGGGGGUGGUGCCGGCUACCCUCCAGGGCCAAAGGACCACCAUCGGUCCUCCCCCGAUUCCAUGGACAUGACCCGGGAAACUGUCAGCCUCAGAACCAAAAUGGCCAGCCUAGGAGGGGGCCAUCUCGGUCACCAUCACCACCACCACCACCACCACAGGCAGAGCUCCCCAAGCCAACACGGGCCCGAGGGUCUGUCGCUGUCCCUCAUCAAGUCUGAGUGCGGGGAUCUGCAAGACAUGGCUGACAUAUCGCCCUACUCAGGCAGCACUAUUCAGGAGGGUUUAUCUCCCAACCACCUGAAGAAAGCCAAGCUGAUGUUCUUCUACACCCGCUACCCUUCAUCCAACAUGCUCAAAAUGUUCUUUUCCGACGUCAAGUUCAAUCGCUGCAUCACCUCCCAGCUGAUCAAGUGGUUCAGCAACUUCAGGGAGUUCUACUACAUCCAGAUGGAGAAGUUCGCCCGGCAGUCUAUCAAUGAGGGUGUGACUGCCGCAGAUGAGCUGGCAGUGGGCCGCGACUCCGAACUCUUCAGGGUGCUCAACAUGCACUACAACAAGGCCAAUGACUUUGAGGUCCCUGAACGAUUUCUAGAGGUGGUCCAGGUGACUCUUCGUGAAUUCUUCAACGCCAUUGUGGCCGGCAAGGAUGCGGACCCGUCCUGGAAGAAGGCCAUCUACAAGGUGAUCUGCAAACUGGACAGCGAGGUUCCCGAGGUCUUCAAAUCCCCCAACUGUCUACAAGAACUCCUCCAUGACUGACUAGGGCGAGGCAGGAAACACGGAAAGCAAGACAAACCUCGAAGGAUCAUGAGAACUGUGUAAAAAAAAUUAAAAUUAAAAAAAUUAAAAAAUAAAAAAAAAACACUUUUAAAGGCAUGGGGUUAGACGUGGUUGAGGUCUUCAGUGGAAGGCAUUUGGAAGUGUUUUAUGACAUUCAUAACGCCCUGCAGAGACUUGAAGUGACACUAGCUGGAGGCUUCCGGAGAGGUUUGUUGAUGGUUAUUUCGGUCAGCCCGCCUUUAACAGACAAAACUCCCCUCAAGAUGUUUUAUAGAGAAAAAAAUAUUCCUCUUGAAUGAGGUCGAGGGCUCGAACUCAAGAGUCCGAAGAUACUCAAAUUCACAAAUUGUGUUCAGACUUUUAUAAAUUGAAAGCAAAACAGUGAAAAGUGAAAACCUCCUUGCACUCACAGAAAAGCCCGUCUCCUCUUUCUCCUCCACCUCGUCCAAGCUCGUUCUCCAUCCUUCUCUGGAUGAACAAAAGGAUGAGGAUGAUCACGGAUCAAUCUUCAGCCCGUGGUCUUGGUGUCUGGAGCGGACUAAAAGUAAAGAAGAUAAUAUAUGAAAAUCUUUUUAUUGUGGAUGUUUUUAAGUUACAUGGACAUUUUUUGGAAAAAAAGUGAUGUUUCUGUAUUUUUUCCUCCUUUGUAUGAGCUUACAGCCUCUCUUCUAUGAACCCUCAGUCACUCACAAAGAUACUGUACACAUGCACACACAACCACAAACACACACCUACACACACCUCUUGAAUAGGAAAGCACAGUAGCAUUCCCAAAUCCUUACGCAAACCCAGACAAACUGGGCAAAAAAACAAACUUAGUCGUUGUUUAUUUCCCUUCUUUUUUCCAUCCUCUUUUUACUUCCUUCUCUUCUUACUGUACUGAGACUUAUUGGGUGUUUGUUUUGACUGUGUGGCUCUCCCUGCCCCACCCUCCCCUUGCCGCCCCUCUUGGCUCGUGUUGCCUUUAGGCGCCCAGAGCAUCGAAGACAAGAUUUUACCAUUUCAUCUCUAAAGAAAAUCAAAAGUCCCAUUUUAGAACUUGCCGUUACAGUUUAAACUUGAAAGUUUGUUUUAAUCCAUCAAACAAAGAUUAAGGAGUAAUCCAAAAUCUUUGAUAAAGAUUCUUUACAUUUUGUUAUAUAAGAUUUGUGACCAAGAUAUUUUGUAGGUGAACGAUAUACUUCAGUGUCAGUGCCCUCUGGUGGACAAACAGUGCAAUGGCGACACUAUUUCUAAACAACUAAAAACAUUCACUAUUUUUGGCAUUUCUGUGCUGAACAUGGCUUGUUACUCAUCAGCUGACUUAUACGCCAAUACCGGUAAAUCUGUGAUAAGCUAUUGGGCUCAACUGCUACUGGUUUAUAAUAUUUACAAAUGACAGCACUGAUGCAAGAAAAAUGUACAACAUGGUACUUUUCAAUAGGCAACAUGGUUGGUGUUUUUCAUUUUUUUUAUUUUAUUUGUGUUGACGGCUUAAUUUGUCCGUUAUGUUUUAUUAGAAUAUUCAAAAUCCUAACCUGAAAAUCACAUUUACAUCGAUUUGUGAUGUUAUUUUGAAUGAAAUGUGGAUUUACGUUAUGUAAGUAAUUAUUUUAAUAUUGAUUGCUUUUUUUUAUAUAAUAGUCAUUCAUUCCAAUUUUUGCCUGUUUCUUGGAUCAUCACGGCAUGAUACAAAACAAGAUUUCCUUCAUGGUGCUCUGGAACAGGCUAACCUUUGCUGAUACACACCUCAAAUCACUGCACAGUGAGUUCUUUUUAAGAGUAGAUUGGACUUUACCACUGGCUGUGGUGCAAUCAUGCAUCCUUAAACUCUCUGAGCUCAUAUUUGCAACUGAGAAAUGUAAAAGUGUCUCAUUUUAACCUAUUCAAAACUGGAAGUCACUGGAAGUAAUCAAUAGAAAAACUCUCUCUGCUCUGGGCAGCCAUGAGGGUCAGCUGCACCGGCCGGGUCAUGUGUGAAGUGUUUAAGGUUUUAACAGCAGAAAAAAAAAGACAUACGAGAAAAAUGCUGAUAUUUGUAGCUUGUAUAGAUGUAAUAAUUACUCUGAUCACUCUGAUAUUGUUAUUUAUAAUUGAAAUAAUUAUUCCUAUUAAUGUUAUUCUGAUGAUGAUGAUUAUUAUUAAUGCUUGCUACAGAUUUGACCAGUGGUUUACUCAUUGUUUAUCCAUCACACUGCAACAUGAAAUAAAUUAUUCUUUGAAAAAAAAAAAAA
This is a messenger RNA of Scomber japonicus (chub mackerel), 5206 nucleotides long. RefSeq names its product prospero homeobox 1a (gene prox1a). Gene Ontology annotation, molecular function: RNA polymerase II cis-regulatory region sequence-specific DNA binding; DNA-binding transcription factor activity, RNA polymerase II-specific. The transcript has 7 exons. Bases 273 to 2972 code for a protein of 899 amino acids. NCBI's taxonomy places the organism in Eukaryota, Metazoa, Chordata, Actinopteri, Scombriformes, Scombridae. The record is from RefSeq and is a predicted model, not a curated record. Gene Ontology annotation, biological process: regulation of transcription by RNA polymerase II. Gene Ontology annotation, cellular component: nucleus.